Messenger RNA from Aspergillus niger, 861 nucleotides. RefSeq lists its product as uncharacterized. Lineage: Eukaryota; Fungi; Ascomycota; Eurotiomycetes; Eurotiales; Aspergillaceae. The transcript is spliced from 4 exons. Gene Ontology annotation, cellular component: CCR4-NOT core complex; CCR4-NOT complex; P-body. Gene Ontology annotation, biological process: negative regulation of translation; mRNA catabolic process. Bases 1 to 861 code for a protein of 286 amino acids. The record is from RefSeq and is a predicted model, not a curated record.
AUGGAUGGUGGCAUCAGUGAUGAGAAUCGGAAAGUUUUCAUCUGGGUCGCAGAACUCCUCGAUCCGAGUCGCAGAGAAGCAGCUCUCAUGGAGCUUAGCAAGAAGAGAGAGCAAGUGCCGGAACUUGCGUUGGUUAUCUGGCACUCUUUCGGCGUCAUGACCGCUUUACUCCAGGAAAUCAUCUCUGUAUACCCGUUGUUGAACCCUUCGCAACUGACUGCGGCUGCAUCAAAUCGAGUUUGCAAUGCGCUUGCUCUCUUGCAGUGUGUGGCUUCCCACAACGAGACUCGCACCUUAUUUCUAAAUGCUCACAUUCCUCUGUUUCUCUAUCCUUUCCUCAACACAACGUCAAAGUCGCGGCCCUUCGAGUAUCUCCGCCUCACCUCGCUCGGCGUAAUCGGAGCGUUGGUCAAGAAUGACUCAUCCGAUGUCAUCAACUUCCUCCUUACCACAGAGAUCAUCCCUCUUUGCCUACGAAUUAUGGAGACCGGCUCAGAACUUAGCAAGACCGUUGCAAUUUUCAUCGUGCAGAAGAUUCUCCUCGACGACAUCGGCCUCGCGUAUAUUUGCGCAACGUAUGAGAGGUUCUAUGCAGUUGGAACCGUUCUGAGUAAUAUGGUUACUCAACUUGUUGAGCAACAGACAGUACGGCUUCUCAAGCAUGUAGUGCGCUGCUUCCUUCGCUUGAGUGAUAACAGCAGGGCGCGAGAGGCGUUGCGUCAAUGCCUUCCCGAACCUUUGCGCGAUGCGACAUUCUCCUCCGUACUCCGCGACGACGCCGCCACUAAGCGCUGCUUGGCACAGCUUCUCAUCAACCUUUCGGAUAACGUCUCCGAUGGCGCACCUGGUGUUGCGAUGUAA